CUAUUGAGCAUUCACCCUCGUCGUUUGUUUAUUCUUCUUGCACCUACUUUAUACACUGUCCAACCACCUUGCAGCUCUACAGUGUAGACGUCUGCAGCUUUAUACCUCUACCAUGGCUAUGUCGACAAACGCCAUCCAGGCCCAAGAGGCCCAGAAAGCAGAUACCACCACCACCAACACCACCAACACCGCCGCCGCCGCCGCACCCAGGAAGCGGAGAAGAAGAGCGCCUGCUACCGGUGCCAGUGAAGACUGCUUUGCCUGCCGGAAACGAGGAGUCAAGUGCGAUCGCCGACGGCCCUACUGCGGCCAAUGCAUCGAGCUCGGCAAAGAAUGCUCUGGAUAUCGAACGACCUUGACCUGGGGUGUCGGCGUCGCCAGCCGCGGAAAGCUGCGAGGCAUGUCUUUACCCGUAGCCAAAUCAUCCACGCAGAACGCUAGCACCACUCGCGAUUCGAAAACCCAGACUACCACCGCCGCCACGGUUACCAACCAAACCGUGACUGCUGCACAGCAGAGUCCCACCAGAAUAGAGCCCCGUGGAAGCAUUGACUACGGUGUGCAUUCUCCAACGAGCCCCGCGAGCCCACAUAGCUUCUCUGGGCCCCAAGAGUAUCACUACUUUGGCCCUACGAGCCCUAUUCCAAUUCCCUCUCCCUCCACGCCAAUGGGUUUUGCACUUCCGGGUUACGGGGAGCACGUGGAUCCAUUUCAUCCGCAUUCAUCCAAAUUGCGCCGACCUCAUCUGAACCAGGGUCCUCUGCAGAGACUCCACACAUCCCUUGCUAUUCCUUACGAAGAUAAUGGCCUCUCUGCGUCAUCAGCUUCGCUUGGCAGCUACGGCGAGAGCGACUUCCCUUCUCCUGGCGAAUACCCACGCACCCCUGCUGAGGAGUACCCCUUCAUGGACUCCUCCUCCAUGCCGCGGUUUUCAAAUGUCUCGUACCACGACCAGCAACCCAUACAUGCCAUGGAUCACAUCCGAUAUCACUCGAAUCAGCAUCAGCUGCCCAUGGCUGACGAUCUAAGCUCCAGUAUUAGCUCCGAUCAGAGCGUGCAGGAUUUCAACGAGGUCAGCUCUGCUCAGCAGAACAUGGGCCCACCGGCUUUUCCGGACAUUUUCAUUGAGGGAGAAAUGAGUUCAAGUCUUGGCGGAUUGUCUCAGCAUGGUUUCCAUUAUCUCCCCUCGGAGGGUACGUCUUCCUAUGGUUCUGGCCCCCUGUCAAUUGACGAACUCGCGCUCACCACUUUCAUUCCUCAGAGUCUUACCACCGUUUCCCACCUUUCCCCGCGGAUGCUAUACCUGCUGGACUACUACGACAAGUUUAUAUCCCGGGUUCUCGUGGCUGGUGAUGGCCCAACCAAUCCGUACCGGAUGCACGUAAUGCCCCUUGCCAUGAGGAGUGAGGGUCUCCGAAAUGCCAUUGCUGCGCUGGCCACCAACAACCUGCGUAUGCGUGGUGGUAUUGAGGGAAGGCGAUUAAGCUACGCUCAAGACUACGGGCUUUUACCUGAGCAUGCCUUUUCCCAGAUGACAACCUGGGAACUGCGCGAGAUGCACGGCGAGCCCUCCGAUGAGGAAAAACAUUACAAAGCCCAGUCGAUCACCCACCUCAACCAGAAGCUGGUCGACCCCCUGGGCGCGCAGGACGACAGCGUCCUUGCAACUCUCCUCAUCCUCUGCCUCUUCCACGUCUGCGACUCUGGCUUCACAAAGUUCAGAACGCAGCUGGCAGGCGUGCAGAAACUGCUGAGCAUGCGCGACCGAACAGUGCGCUCAGAUUUCAUUGAUUGGAUUGAAUUUUUCUUUACGUGGUUUGACGUCCUCACGAGCGCGGUGAAUGAUCGGGAAAUGGAGGUCCAGGGCGAGUCCCUGGGCAUGAUGAAUCUCACGGCGAACUUGGGAGCGGCGGAGCACCUUUCCGGGUGCGAGGGGCGUUUGUUCAAACUCAUUGCUAGACUUGGUAGACUGAAUCUGCUGAGCCAAAACCGUCCUGUGCGCGAAAAUGACACCACUCCGAGGGCUUCGCCCCGCCUGAAACGCAGAGACACGUAUGCGUUUGCGUUCAAUAGCAUCGACGGCAACGGCUGGCGGCCUUCGACGGUGCAGCCGGAGGCCACCAGCCCCGGCUCCGGGACCGAGGACCACCGCACAGACUUCUGGGAGGAGUGGCACGACGUCCGCGUGCGGCUCCAGGAGUGGGAGUUCGAGCACCCGCUCGGACACGCACCUUCAGGCAUGCUCUCCCCCGCCGACACAGCGAUGCUGCACAUGAGCGAAAGCUUCCGGUACGCCGCACUGCUGUACACAGAGCGCCUCGCGCACCCCACCCUCUCCUCGGCGGCUCUCAACUUCCAGUCACUCGUCUCCCAGGGCCUCUUUCACAUCUCGCAAAUCGGCAUCACAUCUUGCGUCAACAAAUUCCUGCUCUGGCCCCUCUUCCUCAUCGGCACCGAGUGCGUACAGAACGAGCACCGCGCCGUCGUGCGCCAGCGCUGCGUCGAGAUCCAGCGCGAGAGCGGCUUCUUCAACAAUCUCUCUGGGCUGGAGGUCCUCGAGAAGGUGUGGCAGGAGGACUCCGUCGACGGCGAGCAGCUGCCCGACGGAGAGGGCGAGGGCUGGGCGACGCCUACGACUUCCUUCGCGAAACCGCCGCAGGCGUUUCGCUGGAGGAAGGCCAUGGACCGUGUCGACGGCGAGUACAUCAUGAUCUAAUCUGGCCUGCUCUACUUUACUCUCCUCCUCUCCGCCCGAUUGGCUGUCGCAGAAAAGUAUGUCAUUUCGCACUCCCCGCGGUGCAUUUAUUGGUCGGGUAGGCAAAAGGGAUGGUAAUGGCUAAUGAGGCUCUCUGCAUGUUCGUAUGGGGUGCAUCCUUGGAUCUCCCGGGGUAAUCCGUUUUGUCAUUAUACGUUUGCUGGUUUCCUUGAAUUGUAUCUAUAUUUCCGCUGCGUUAUGGGCAUGGGCAACGGAUGGUCUCCCGGCGUGCUGGGAUGGGACCGGAGUGGAACUUUGCUUUGGCAGUCUUGUAUGUACGACUUUCACGAUGGCAUGGCAUGACAUGACAUGACAUGGCACACACGAAUAGCAGGCGCAUGUGCGCGCUUUUACGACCUCAACUGCUCUUU
Molecule: messenger RNA, 3126 nt
Organism: Paraphaeosphaeria sporulosa
Lineage: Eukaryota; Fungi; Ascomycota; Dothideomycetes; Pleosporales; Didymosphaeriaceae
Exons: 1
Coding region: 113-2716 (867 amino acids)
Biological process (GO): positive regulation of transcription by RNA polymerase II
Cellular component (GO): nucleus
Molecular function (GO): transcription cis-regulatory region binding; zinc ion binding; DNA-binding transcription factor activity, RNA polymerase II-specific
Source: RefSeq, a predicted model, not a curated record